Molecule: messenger RNA, 711 nt
Organism: Bicyclus anynana (squinting bush brown)
Lineage: Eukaryota; Metazoa; Arthropoda; Insecta; Lepidoptera; Nymphalidae
Exons: 7
Coding region: 1-711 (236 amino acids)
Source: RefSeq, a predicted model, not a curated record
AUGCCUGACGUCACCGUCACCGUUGUAGAUACAGAAGUAUCUAAAACGGCGAAGGAAAAACAUCCAUGCCUGACGUUAACGCAGGCUUCCACUCGCGAGGAAGCCGCCGAAGAGAUCAUCGAACGUAUUCUAGGUAUUCCGGACUCUGAUAAAGUCCUCAACUCCGUACUGGGGAGACUGCAAAAAAACCGGGAAGAAAUUUUACAGAGGGCUCAAGCAACAAUAGAUGAAGACUGUGAUGAUUCUGAGGAACUGGCAGAAUACACUGAAUCUGUAGAGAACACUCGUGAAAGAGGAUUGCGACGCACAUCAACACAGAAACAUGUUCGGAUUUGCGAAGUGAAUCGAACAAUUCAUCGGCUUAACAACAGGGAAUACGAAUACAGGCCAGCUUAUUAUGAAGAAGUCAGGUGCAACUCCUCUGGCGAUCACGUUAGAGAAAAAGAAGGAGUUGUGACAUGCUCAAGUAUCGGGCUGUCAUGCGUACAGUGGAACAAAACUAUACACUUAACCAGAAGGCGAUACACCAGUGAUUGCUGGGAAACGAAGACCCUGAUAAUACCCGCUGGGUGCGAAUGCAGGCGGCGUGAAUUCGGAGCAAUUUCAAGUUACAUAGUAUUUUUAUCUGAAGCCGCGAGCGCGUACGCCAGUCCGCAGCAGGUGUGCGUGAAAGUAUCUCGUGGAGGUUUCCUAGGAGUACACAGACAGUGA